CAGGUCCCGCCUGUGUCCCCCUGUUGGUAGAAACAGUAAAAACUGUCAUUUUCACGGCGCUCCCGUUUGAGGAUUGGCCCGGUGGCUUGUCAGUAGCCUGCUCUCCAGAGUGCCGGAGACAUUCAGACGGAGAUACGAGAGAAAGGAGUGAGAGAAGGAUAAACGACACACUGCCAUACACACACGCACAGGGGGAGAAGAGACGCGACACGAGACAAGAACUGCAAGCGAGCUGAAACAGCCACGGAGGUCAUGCAGUCAGCGGACGAGGGAUCAUGCGUCUCCAAAAUCUGUAGGCAGCGGAGCCCCUACAGCGCCCUCAAGACCUUCCCCAGCAAGCGAGCGGCGGGGAAGGCGAGAUACGACAGACCCACCAUGGUGGCAAUCCCGCAUCUGGGAGGAGGCGGGGGCGGGCAUCAUUUUCAAUAUCUUAACCCCCAUCAUCAGCAUCUACAGCACUUACAGCAUCACCAGAAUUCCCUCGCCAGUACCAACGAGCACAACCACAUACCCCAGCGCUUUCCGUAUGAGAACGGGCCCAGCUUCAGAGUCGCGACAUCUACAUCAGCAUCAGCCUCGGCGGCAACGGCGACAGCAUCAGCAGACAGCCCGCGGAGGGUCGGCGGCACAGCUGUGCACCAUGUUUCCACGCAUCCGGCAGGUAGCGCCUCGUCAUUUCAAGAUCCCACGGACAGCAACCAAGGGCUAAGCGCAGAGAGCAGGCUGAUCCUGGACGUGUUCGCUCAGCAGUGCAGUCGGGUGUUGACCCUGCUCAAUAGCAAUGGGAAGUUCCUGGACCCCGGGCCUUCCUUCAGCUCCCCUGCAACGGCUCUGAUGUCCCGCAUCAAGCAGGAGGAGGGGGCCUACCCGGGGGUGGGCCGCUCGGGGGGCCCCUGCCAAUCGGGCGACCCCAAGACUCAGGAGGCGGGGCCGGAGUCCCACCACGCGCCCCACAGGAAGCAGCAGCAGACGUCUGCCUUCCUGCAGGCCUUCACAGAGUCGCUCCAGAACUACCUGACCCACCCUGGCCCAGCCCACAACCACGCCCCAGGCCCCUCUUCCGGUGGGGAGUACUGCCAGCCCACGGACCCAAACCCCCUUUCUGCGUCCCCCGCCCACACCCUGGGGGGCUGGACCUCCCCAGCCCCCUCCGAGUCCCACGGGCACCCGUCCUCCACCCUGCCGGAGGAAGAGGAGGAAGAGGAGGGCUGCUGUCCCCGCUGCCUGGAGCUGGAGCAGGAGGUGCUGUGCCUGCAGCAGGAGAACGAGGAGCUACGGCGUAAGCUGGACAAUGUGCCAGUUCCCUGUCAGACUGUGCUGGACUUUUUCAAGAGGGUCCUUCUGCACAACAACCAGCUUGGGCAGCCUGCAUCCCCAGAGGACCAACUGACAGAGGGCAGUAAGCAGCUCCUGGGGAACUACCCCGUCUUUAUCACCAACAAGCAGUGGGAUGAGGCGGUGAACUCGUCCAAGAAGGACGGGCGUCGGCUCCUGCGCUACCUGAUCCGCUUCGUCUUCACCACCGACGAGCUCAAGUACUCCUGUGGCCUGGGCAAGAGGAAGCGCUCGGUUCAGACCGGCGAGGCCGGCCCCGAGAGACGCCCCCUCAACCCUGUCAAGGUCACCUGCCUCAGAGAGUUCAUCCGGAUGCAUUGUGCCUCGAACCCGGACUGGUGGAUGCCCUCCGAGGAGCAGAUCAACAAGGUGUUCAGUGACGCGGUGGGUCACGCCCGGCAGGGCCGGGCCGUGGGCACCUUCCUGGGCAGCAGCGGCAGCUGCAGCAGCGGUGGGAGCAGCUUCUACCUGGAGAGCAUUGACGGACACCUGUCCCAGGACGAGCUCUUCCUGCGCGGCUCCCAGGACGGGGACUGAGAGGGCGACCGGCCUGAGAGAGUCCGGGCUGACUGAGUAGGAGUCUUCCAGGUUUCCUGUUGCUGGAACUGUGGGAUUCUGGGAAAUGUAGGAAAGGUUCGGUAAACAUUCCAGUGCAGCCCCAUCCCAACCUGGGAGGGGAAACAUGCUGAAAUUGUCUUUUAUUUAAUUUUUUUUAUCUCUUCUUGUCCUUCAUCUCACUGUGAAAAUGUUUUCCUUUGUGGUGAGUGAAAGAAAAUGUCUCUGGAGUUCAGGAUUGGAGGAUUGGAGUGCUAUAUGGUUACACUGACAGUAUUGGCAGGUCCAUGUAUGGGAUUAAGAGCUUCUAUCGCAAAGGAUCAAAUUUUAUCAGUAACAUUGUAGUUUGGAAUGUACAGUUCUGUCAUUACUCAAGUCCGUCUAGGUGUCAGUUUAAAUCAGGUUAUCCCAGGUAAAAUAACCUUCUCAUCCUGUUUCUGAAAAUGUGGAAUCAGUGUUAUCAUAUUUCAAUGUCACAGACUAAGGCUAGGUUACAGUGAUGUUAUAGUAUUAGAUGGUGUUGUGCAAUGUCCUGAUAAUGUUGCAAAACGCUUUUUGGGCUGGACUGUGGGAUUGUUCUGUAAUCUCUGCAGUUGCCAGAUCUGCAAAAAAAGAAAUACGUGGCCAGUACAGCAUGUUCAUAGCAUUGUACAUCACACAAGCUUUGAACAACUUUAAAGGAAUUACGUCUGACAGAAAAACGGGAAACAGACUGCUUAUUAAUAUCUGGCUUCCAUCAAGUGUCACUGGGUUCAUCACAGCCUUCUCCUGCUGGUGCCCAGGCCUCAGAGUCCAGUGACACAAACACGGGUGCUGUGGUUCUACACCCCCUGCCCUGCGAAGCCUCACACACCUCACUAAUGCAUGGGCAGUUUAGUUUGAUAAGACUGGAAUUUCCCAAAGGAAACCUCUUACAAGGGUCUUGCACGCCUCUCAAAUUGACCAGUUAUUUUAAGAAGUACCUUCUGGAAGCUCGCCCCUCCAAAUGUACCUUUUCCAUUACCGACAUCUUCCUUGAGCAGCUAAUCCCAAAAAGGUCUCUCAAAGUACUUAUUGGCAGAUGAAAAUGAUUCAUUAUUAACUAUAUAUUCCUAUAUAUUCACAUAAAUUUAAUAAAGACCCUCAUAGGACAAGUCCCAUCUGUGUAUGUGCUGUUGAUGCUGUCAAGUUAGCUGAACAAGCUAAAUGGACAAUAUCUCUUUGUAGGUUGUAACAUGUUACCCAUUAAUUUACUAAGCAGACAAUAGUUAUUUAACCAUUAUGUCACCUCUGUUUCAAGAAAGAGAAAUAGGUGUAAAUAGGUGUUUAAUGUGUUGUAUAUAACAGGUAAAAGGGUAGCUUUUUUCCUCAUAUGGGGGUAUUGUUAAGACAAAAUCAUACAAUAUUUACUUGCAUUUACUGUGUAUUACUGGGCCUCUUUGCAGAAUGGCAGCUUCUAUACAGUUUUAUAUAUGUCUUUUAUUUCUCUUUUUGUUUUUUUUUAAACCAAAUCUGUUUUCAAUCAAGUUAUUUAUAUAUACUCUGCAGUUAUCUGUCUUAAUAUACGGGAUUUAAUUGAUCCUCUUUGAAAGGAGUCAGUGCCAUUGGUUUUGUCCAUGCCAUUGGUUUACUGCAUAAAUGAUUUAUCAAGAUCAUGUCAACAGAAAGCAAAAAUAGAUUAGUUUACAAAUAGAUACAAAAUUAGAAUUAAAUUAAAAUUAGUCACUUCAGAAUACUGCCAAACUUCCACUUUCUGUGUUCCAUCAACUCUAAUGGUGUUAAAUCAACUCGAUGUUUAUAUGAAUCGAAUAGGAACAAUACGUACUCUAUUAAGAAUACCAGAGUUGGUAUGAAAAUUUUUUUUGUGUGGGACCAAUGUGUUUGUACCUCUACAGAUCCUCUUAAUACUGUGAAACAUCUCAGGACCAAUGGCCUUUCACUUGUUUAUUUACUUUUAAACAGCUUUUGGGCUCCUAAUUUUCAUUUUCUCCCAGAUAUGAAAAGCCCAAUCAUGACUUUAGGCCAGUUGAAGCACUGCCCCAUCCUCUGUCAUUCUGAGAGAAUGGACACCAGUACAUUUUGUCCUUGUGUUGUGUCACUAAUUUUCAUUCUGCUGCGCCCUGACCUACCAGAGGUGUCACUAUUGAGUCAUGAGGCAGAGAAUGCCGGGGCAGUUAACCUUCCUUCCCUGGAUGAUUGUAUGACCAGUUAUAUGCUGGAGCUAGCCGUCACAGCUAGCACAGGGACACGAGUAUCAGAUCACUUUCGUAGUGCAGCUCUGCUCUGUGCAAUGUCUCAUAGCCUUACAGCAGUCGCCUCUCUGCGCCAUACUCCCAGCUGCAAUCUGUCAUCGCUCCUAGUUUCCAUCUGCAUGAGCCUCAUACUCCCAGAAGCCAUUUCUCACAGCCCAGUGCUCCCAAUUGCCAUCUCUAAUAGCCUCAUACUCCCAGAAGCCAUCUGUUACACCAUGAUACUCUCAGAAGCCAUCUCUCAUAGAUUGAUACUCUCAGUUCCAUAUGUCAUAUCCUCAUCUGUUAUAUUGUCAUACUCCCAGAAGUCAUCUAUCAUAGCCUCAGACUCCAAAGCAUCCUCCUGGAAAAUGUAAAAGAUCAGAUUUCCUGUGUUCACAGCUAAAUGAAAAAGGUAACAUUACGCAAUGUGCAUUGUAAUAAUAACUUGUGGCUAAAGGAAGCUUUUCAAUAUUGAUGGACCUGCUUUAUCGUCAACAAGAUUCACAGAAGUAAAUGAAUGUGUUGCUUUCAUAUAAGAGCCAGUUAGGUUGUCACAAAGACAUUAAGUGUCAUAUUAUGGCACCUUAUAUCUCUGACACAAAACUGCAUGCUUACAACUGAUUCAAGAAGUAUUUUUCUAUCAGUAUUUUUCUUUCUAUGUCAGCAGUUACCUUUUUUAUUUUCAAAAUUAAAUAUUAAUGUAUAUUAUGUAUAAGCAGCAGAACUUUAAAAUUCGUUAUGGUUUUCUUCACACCCAGGAAUUGUCCUGGCCUCUUACGCCAACCUUUCUCUGAUUUCGGUUUACAGUUAACUGAGCGGUCACUUAUGUCCACCUAGAGUUUACAGUGGGAGCAUUAUGUGCAAAAAUCUCAAACUACAUUAAGACAGUAUCACCUUUUCCCUUCUGAAAGAAGGAAACAAAAACAUCCCAAAAUAUAUGAGCACUAUUACUUGCUUAUUAGUGCAUGGCCCAUUCAGCAAAUUCUCAUUUCCUUCUCCCCAGGACACAUUGCACAUUCCUUAUCCAAUUAUUUUAGUCCAAGCUCAUUAAAUAGCAAUUUUGUGCAUGUUAGUACUGAACUAUGAAAUUCCCUAUACCUGUGAAAGUAUUUGGUAUUGAUCACUGUAGAAAAGCUUAGUAUCCCACAGCAGCCUGCACUGCCCCCUGUUGGCAAAUUUACUGUAAAUGUUAUAAAAGGCUAUAAUUAUGUUUAGCUUGAAGAGUAAGUAUAUGUGAGGUAUUCUUCUGUAUAAAAGUGCACAAUGAAGUGCCCUUAUCUUUUGGAUUCUUUAGACUAUCUAAUAUCAUCAUUAUCUGUAUUCAAGACACUUGCAUUGAACAUUAAAAAGGUGCUCUUGGAAAAACCAAAGGUUUUGCAGUAGCUGUUAGUCUGCAUGCCGAUAAUGUGUUGCUUCUGUAAAGAAAGGACAAACAAAGUUUACACUGUGUAGGAUUUAAAAUGGUUGACAUACUGAAAGUGUCCUUUUUAAAGCAUGUAUUUAUUCCAGAAUCAUUUGAACAUGGCAUUUCAAAUCAUAUAAACAGUUCAGGAUAUCACAUUGAAUAUGUCUUAGAUCUAACUUUUCUGUAGUGACACAUCAUAUGGUUUAUGUUUAUGUAUCAACUCCAAAUAUUAAUCCCCUGAGGAAAUCCACUGAACUCAAUACACUCCUUCAUUUCUGCCUCUAAUAUAAAAAAACCGUAUUAAAAAAAUAAGUAUUGUAAUUGCAUCACAAGUCUUCAUUUUAAAUAUUGUAAUUUGCACACAACCACUUGAUGUCAUUCUGAUAUUUUUUUUAUAUAUUGAAUUUAUUUGUGUCGACAAUGCAUUUCUGUCUUUGACCGUGUCCGAAACAUAGAAAGCAAAUCCAAGAAGUUCAUGAAUUGGUUUUUUAACUUAUUGUUACUGUUUCAGUAAGUGUGAUACCAUUAUUUUGAACUAUAGACACAGUUAUCUGUAAUGGGUUGCAGAUUAUUCUUGUCAGAAAAUAAUAUAUUCAUUCAUCUAUUAUACUGCCUUUGUUAAGCAAUUAAAAUUCUAAUUGCUUUAGUAUGGAUAUUUUUCUUAUCUACUGUAGAUAUGUGUUUUUAAUGCGGAUUUGCCUUUCAUUGUAAGCAUUUAUGAAUUAAAUAGCAAAAAAAAAGUUUUAAAAUAAGAACUGUAUAUAAUAAGACUGUAUAUAAUAAAAACAAUAUAUAACAUGCCUACAUGGUAAUUAUACUGUGUAUAACAGGCUUCCUGUGGGUGUCAAAGGCCGUGCUUCUGUAAUAGGUUCUCUCCUGAGGUCAAGUGGAAAUGUGUGUUAUGAUCAGGAAGGUCCUGGAUGGAGACUAGCCUGCCUUGGAAAUUCAUCCAAAGAUGCCUCUGUUGUUGUGUUGCCUACAGUUUAGAAUGACCAUUGUGAAUGUGUUACCAAUUGUUCACUUUCAGACAUAUUUUUAUAAUCAAAAAUUGACUGUUCAUGUAAACACUGUGAACCAAUUAAAGAAUGUUUUUCAA
Messenger RNA from Conger conger (European conger), 6601 nucleotides. RefSeq names its product BEN domain-containing protein 4-like. Lineage: Eukaryota; Metazoa; Chordata; Actinopteri; Anguilliformes; Congridae. The coding region runs from base 253 to 1872 and encodes 539 amino acids. Gene Ontology annotation, molecular function: DNA binding. The transcript has 5 exons. The record is from RefSeq and is a predicted model, not a curated record.